CCGAACCUGUCCUCUGAUCAUGGCUGAUCGCGUCCGCGUCCGAGGUGUUACAAUACACAGACCGAUAAUAUAUGGGAACAUUGCGACGGUCCUUACUCCUGCUGAACGGGAGACUUCUCACUAUCAAGACCACACUCAUCGGUGGACAGUCGCAGUUCGAAGUGCCCCGAGCGCCCCGGACUCUGAUAGUGUCGGUGGGGCAGAUGACUUGGGGUACUUUAUAAAAAGAGUCACGUUCAAAUUACAUGAUACAUAUCCGAAUCCGACCAGAAACAUCGAUAAACCCCCAUUUGAGGUGUCAGAGACUGGUUGGGGAGAGUUCGAGAUUCAAAUCCGCAUCACGUAUGUAGCAGAGUCUGGCGAGAAAGCCACCACGCUAUACCACCACCUGAAGUUACAUCCUUGGUCAACUACCUUCCCUCUCCCCAAUGCAUCCGCAGUUCCUCCAGAGCCUGAAAUUCCAUCUCCCGAGAACGCUGCAAAGCUCGGGCCUGUGCAUAGCUGGCAAUAUGACGAGAUCGUCUUUACGGACCCAUUCCAAAAUUUCCUUACUCUUCUAACUUCGCAUCCACCAAUGCCGCUGCCGAAAACGAGUGUAAACAAGAAGCCUAUUCCUUUUCAUUCGUCUAACCCUGCGUCAUUGGAGGCGAGUCUAAAGGGUGGCGUGCCGGAGUUCACUAGUGCCAUGGAGAAAGACGAGGCUGACAGGUUGGAAGAAGCGAAAGGCAAGAUUAUCAAAGAGCAGGAGAAGUGGCGAAGCAUCUUGAUAGAAAGAGAAAAGGAGCUUGAAAGACUUCAGAAGUUACUUGCGUCGAAGGAGUGAUCUUGCCGGACAUUGGUGUCUCUAGGUAGGAUAUCUGUGAGCAGUGAGCACGCGAAAAAACGACGGUCCUCAAAAAAAGUGUGCUCGGGCGUCCCUCUGAACCUACAGCAAUAUCCUCGGUCAGGGAUUGAGUCCAUGACCUGCCAGAUCUGCGAUACCUCUCGUAGAGAUUGGCUGAGGGCCAAGCAAUGUCGUACCACAGCAUCUGACUUACGACGUCUCUAGACGCCGCUCUUUCUCCAUUGCGCGUAUAGUACCACAUACUGCCUUUGCAUGUGCCGAGAACAUGAUCUGUAUUAGUUAGCUAAAUGUCACUAACCAAGAUGAUACUA
Molecule: messenger RNA, 1155 nt
Organism: Suillus subalutaceus
Lineage: Eukaryota; Fungi; Basidiomycota; Agaricomycetes; Boletales; Suillaceae
Product: yeats family protein
Exons: 5
Coding region: 20-823 (267 amino acids)
Biological process (GO): chromatin remodeling; regulation of transcription by RNA polymerase II
Cellular component (GO): Swr1 complex; NuA4 histone acetyltransferase complex
Molecular function (GO): histone binding
Source: RefSeq, a predicted model, not a curated record